GCUGCUACUUGUAGAGUCACUCGAUUUUAUUUACGGCACACAAGCGAAGAAACCUAGCUCCCUCUCUUACGGCGGAGCUGGCGCCUGGUUAUAUUCCCUCCCGGCAGACUAAUAAUGACCGAAUCCAAUAGGAAGCCUGUUGAUUGCGCACCGCGCAUCCCAGUGUGUCUCAACGCCAGUCUGCGCUGGGCUCUGGAAGAUUUGUAUCCUGGUGCUGGUCCUUCCACAGGAAUCUGGAUGAAGAUCAGGGUGAGAAUCCGGAGGAACCUGGAUGAAGAUGAGAAGACCCUGUGCCUGUCCUAGAAGCAGCAACAAAAUAUUAAGAUACCUGGUCCUGUAGACGGAAGGAGCCUGGACAGUGACACAUGCUCAAAGGCCCUGCAGGACCGCCAUGGCUUAUGAUGACUCCGAGAAGAAAGAAGAUUGCUUUGAUGGUGAUCACGGCUUCGAGGAUAUAGGACUUGCAGCUGGCCGAAGCCAACGAGAAAAGAGACGUUCUUACAAAGAUUUCUUAAGGGAAGAGGAAGAGAUUGCUGCUCAGGUCAGGAAUUCUUCCAAGAAGAAGUUAAAGGACAGUGAACUGUGCUUCUUGGUGACGGACACACACAGGAAGAAGAGGAAACACUCCCCUGAUGACUACCACCAUGGAGACAUUUCUUCUUUGGAAUCAGCACAAAAGAAAAAGAAAAGGUCCAGCCCACAGGCUGCUGACACAGCUAUGGACCUGUUAAAAGCGAUCACUUCCCCGCUGGCAGCAGGUGCCAUUCCCCCCAGAAAGGCAGGGGAGAAGUCCUCUGGCUCUUCGAGCCACUCAAGCCACUCAGAGAGUAAGCGAGAGCACCACAGGAAGAAAGGCAGUGCCGGCAGCGGGGAGCUCCCCCCAGAGGAUAGCAGCUCCCACAAAUCCAAGAAAAUGAAGCCACUGUACAUGAACACAGAGACCCUGACCCUGCGUGAGCCUGAUGGCUUGAAGAUGAAACUUAUUCUGUCGCCGAAGGAGAAGGGAAGCAGCUCCGUCGAGGAGGACUCUUUUCAGUACCCUUCUCAACAAGUAGCAGUGAGAAAAUCCUCUAAGAAGUCAGCUCGGGAUGAGCAAGGUGCUUUACUCCUAGGACAUGAGUUACAGAGCUUUCUGAAAACAGCCCGGAAGAAGCACAAGUCAUCCUCAGAACCACACUCAUCACCUGGCCCUGAAGUCUCUGGUUCCGAUGCUGCCCAGUUCCCAGAACCCCACGGCACUAACCUUGACCUUUCAGGGCUUGAGCCAAUUCUAGUGGAGUCAGACUCGUCCUCUGGUGGGGAGCUGGAGGCUGGUGAGCUGGUGAUAGAUGAUUCCUACCGGGAAAUCAAGAAGAAAAAGAAGUCAAAGAAAAGCAAAAAGAAGAAGGACAAGGAGAAGCAUAAAGAGAAGAGGCACUCCAAGUCCAGGAGAAGCUCAGGGCUGCCUUCUGCCACUCUGGGAGAUGUUGCGGUGACUCCUGGUCCCCCUCCUAGCAUCCCGUACACUGGGGCUGCUGCUGCCCCUGCCCCACCACCUCUCAGCAUCCAGACAGAUGGGCAUGGAGAGAAGAAGAAGAAGAAAGAGGAGAAGGACAGAGAGAGAGAGAGGGGAGAAAAGCCGAAAAAGAAGAACAUGUCAGCCUACCAGGUGUUCUGUAAAGAGUACCGCGUGACCAUCGUGGCUGACCACCCAGGGAUUGAUUUUGGGGAACUCAGUAAAAAACUGGCUGAGGUGUGGAAGCAAUUGCCAGAAAAGGACAAGCUGAUUUGGAAGCAGAAAGCUCAGUAUCUGCAGCACAAACAGAACAAAGCAGAAGCUACAACUGUGAAGAGAAAGGCGUCCAGCUCAGAAGGCUCCGCGAAAGUCACAGCUCCUUCUGCAGGAGUCCUGUCACCCCAAAAGAAGUCCCCACCCACCACCAUGCUGUUCCCCGCAUCUCCAGCCAGAGCUCCCGAGACAGAGCCCAUCGAUGUGGCUGCACACCUCCAGCUGCUAGGGGAGUCCCUCAGCCUCAUCGGACACCGCCUGCAGGAGACUGAGGGCAUGGUGGCCGUGUCUGGCAGUUUGUCUGUGCUUCUGGAUUCUAUCAUCUGUGCUCUUGGCCCCCUGGCAUGUCUGACCACACAGCUACCUGAGCUGAACGGCUGUCCCAGGCAGGUCUUGUCAAACACUCUAGACAACAUUGCUUACGUCAUGCCUGGACUGUGACAACCGAGAGCCCUGGGACAGAGACCUGCCCGGCCUCUCUGCUGGGUGUGUGUGUGUUACUGUUGCAGACUCCUCACUGGCCUUGGGGUGUGGGUUUUAAAUCUUUGUAUCUCUGUGUUAUACAUAUGUAUAUAUAUAUAUAUAUAUAUAUAUAUACACACACAUAUAUAUAAUGUACAGUUAUAUACGUAGGACCGUAAGUACUUUGCUUUGGUAAUUUGAAAUGGCAAAGGUGUAGCCAAAGGAAACUGGCAGGCAUAGGGGCUUGGGAUUCUGCAUCCUCUUGUGGUGGAUAAAUCUGCCUUAAAAAUCAGCGUCACUUGGGACUGGGGGCUUGUUCCGGGUGCGGAGCAGCACCUCCUUAUGGACAGCUAAAUUGUGAUUUUUUUCCCAAAUCAGUUGUACCUCCAGACCCAUCACUGACCAUUUGCCUUACUUGUCGUAUAGUCAGAAAUGUAAUAAAGAUGAUGGGAGAUGCCAGCUGACCAGAAGUGACCUCGGUGGCGAGUGUCACACCAGCGGAGCUACUGAGAUGGCUUAGAUGGACUGCGUAGGGGUCAUUCCACUCCCUACUACACAGGUGUCCACAUCUCAGAACUUACUGCAAUCACUGAUACCACUGGCAGCCUCGGGAGAGGCUGAGCAGUUAGUGAUUCCCGGCAGGAGAGAUCCCUGAGGGUGACGCUGUCUGCCCCAGCCAGAGCUGCUGGUGUUCCAAGCUGACCCACGCUAUUGGUCUGCAAACCCGCGAGCUGGCAUCUCUGGCAGUGCUAGAUUGGCCACCAAGUCCCGCAGAUUCUGCUGCUUAGUUUCCUGGUGGCUGUGAAAGAUAAACGUUGCCCCGUGUGGUUCUGGAGUUCAUCUUACUGGUUCCUCUGUGGGCAGAUAAAGCACUCUGCAUUCCACAUGUGAGUGAACUGCAAAAAAGACUCGAUCCUCAUGUAGGUUUAUUUAUAUGUGUGUGAAUGUGUAUUUUAAUUAUGUGUAUUUAACUCUAAAUUCCUUAGAUUGUUAAUUUAUGCUGUAAAUUUCUGUAUAUAUAAUUUAAUAACAAAAGCGUCCACCAGCAGCAGCGUGUGGAAGAUACAGAUUGGCCACUUCUCCCUUCUUCCUUCCUUCCUCUGGUGUGUUCUGAAGAUUCCAAAUCAUAUAUACUUUAAGGUUUUAUAUCUCAAAAAAGAAUCAUGGUACUGGGGUUCUAAUUCUUUAUAAAGAACUUCAAAGCCUUCAAUAAUGUCAAAAGAGUGAAAUUUUUAAAAAUCUUAGCAUUCCCCGCUGCCCUUAUUUCAAAGAGCCAGACCUGUGUCUUGGGUGGAAAGACGACAGUAGGUGGUUUUAAAUGUGACUCCCUGCCGAGCCACCAGGAGGCUCUGGGGACAGUGCAGCCAGCAGCAUGCUGCACAGCUCCUCCCUUCCCCAGCCAGUGUCGUCACAGGGGUGUAUUCCUCAGAGGCCACUGAACCCCAGCUCAGAGCAGUUCUGCAGUUUAAUCAAGGAAAUGGGAACAUUAGGAAUUGAAAUCAAGAAGCAGAAAUGUUAGCUUGCACGUGUCAGAACCUCAUCGGUACCCAGGGAAGGUUCCUGUGUGACAGAUGACAGGGCGCAGGGGUGAGGCAUAGAAAUCAGGCCUACAGCUUCAUUUUAUUCGGUAAUGCGUUCCCGGGUGGUGGUUCUGAACCACAGUGGCACACGUGUGACUCCCGUUGGGCGGCAAAGGGACAGUCAUGCAUGUGCCCCAGUGGGUCAAGCUGGCAGGAACGUGUUAUGAAACCCUAAGGAGAGCCUGCUGUUUUUGUUUCGUUUUUGUUUUUCCUUUGAAACCUAGCCCUACUGUAUUUGUAUUUAAGAUUUGUACACAUUUGUAUGGUAAUCUGUAUCUUGUGGUAUUUGGUACUUAAUAGAGGAAAAACUUUGGAUUCAGACUUCUUGGCAGUUUUUAUAUCAUUGCUUUAUUUUGUUUUUUAAAUUCCAGUGGUUUGACCCAAAUACUCUUAUGAUUGUAUAAAGAAAAUUUUGUACUUAUAUUAUUAAAAAU
Fukomys damarensis (Damara mole-rat) is the source of this 4244-nucleotide messenger RNA. RefSeq names its product HMG-box containing 4 (gene Hmgxb4). The record is from RefSeq and is a predicted model, not a curated record. NCBI's taxonomy places the organism in Eukaryota, Metazoa, Chordata, Mammalia, Rodentia, Bathyergidae. The transcript has 11 exons. The coding region runs from base 392 to 2209 and encodes 605 amino acids.